Messenger RNA from Anopheles aquasalis, 3237 nucleotides. RefSeq lists its product as uncharacterized. Lineage: Eukaryota; Metazoa; Arthropoda; Insecta; Diptera; Culicidae. The record is from RefSeq and is a predicted model, not a curated record.
GAGACGAGAGUUAGUAGCAUCGCCAGCAACACUUCGAUCGCAUCCCGCGCAGCACGCAAAGCACGUUUGACCGCCGAGCAGCGUUGACGUUGUCAUCAUCGUCGUCGCCAUUAGUGUGAACUGAGUGUGAACCUCGAACGUGCGUAAAGUACACUACACAGCAGGCCAUCGAUCGUGACUUGUUCUUCUGCCGUUCCGCCGGAGAACUCCGGAGUGAAGUAGUGUAUCCAGUGAGUUUUUUGUUGUUGUGUGGCAAAUCCAGCCAGAACCAGAACCAGCGGCGAGCGAAUCCGGAUCAAAAUGUGGUCCAAACUGUUUCUAGCAACGUUCCUGCUAGGGUUAACGCUAGCGGACAAGCAGAACGCGACCGAACAAUCGGUGGCCGCAGACGCCGCUGGUGCCGCCAAGGAAAAGCGACAGACGGAACACGAGACGCGAUCGAUUCCACUCUCGCUAAUUGCCAGCCGUCGCCAGCAGCCACAUCAGCACCAUCAGCAGCAGCAGCAGCAGCAGCAGCAACAGCAGCAACAGGAGUACUAUCAGAGUGAUGAAGCGACCGCACAGUACUAUGCACAGGCGCAACCGAGCGGUGGUCAGCCUAUCUACAAGACGUCCCCGGUUGGACACAAAGCCGGAGCCUCUCAGGAGCAGCCCCAGUACCAGGAGCUUCCUCCCGAGUACAUCAGUCUGCUGCACCAACUGGCCGAGCAUCAGCCGAAAGGGGCUGCGGCCAAACAGGGCAAGGCUGUCGUCCAGCAGCAGCAGCAGCACCAGUACGAGCAGCAGCAAAGUCACGCUCAGCAUGCCAACCAGAACCAAAUCCAGUACAUCACCGAGGAGGAGUACGCGCAGCUGCUGAAGCAAGCCCAGCAACAGCAACCUAGCCCCGCCGCCGUUCCUCAUCAUCAGCACCAUCAGCACCAGCAUCAACCGCAGGGCCUGCCAGCAUACGGUAGACCUUCAGGCCAUGGUCCAGCUGCGCACAAGUAUCGUCCAGCGAUUCAGCUGCUGGAAACGACCGAAGAUCAACCGGGAUCGUACGGACAGGGUGUGGGUGGUGAGGGUGGUGGCGAGCAGUAUCGUAUCCAGUACAAGAGCAUCCAGCAAUCCGGCACAGUGACGCCCGUCGCCAAACCAAUUAGCUCUUUUUCCUUCGAAAAGGAACUCGCUAAGUUGGUGGAAUCCAAUCGACCGCUUCCGUACCGUCCGCUGGCUCACGCUCAUCCUGGCCAUCACGAAGGGGCACAUGAGGGCCAACAACGCUACGGACCGACACCGAGUCCACAGUCGCAUGAGUACACGUUCGUGCAGGCUGGUCCUGGCCAGGUCCAUGAUCACGGUGCACCGGUGCACCAGCAUCCGAAACACUCCAAAGCGCAGUACAUUGCUCCGUUCGCCCAAGGACAACCGUUGACGGGACCGAAAAUUACGCCCGCCCAUCUGCAGGUUGGACCGCAGAAGUUCAGUUCCGAUAGUCCGCCGGCCCAGAAGUAUCAGUACAUUGCGAGCCCUGAGGCCGUUGCACCGAAGGGACACCAUGCGCACUCGCAGCACUACCAUCAGGCACCGUCGCAUCAGGGACAGCAGUACUUUGCUGAAGUCUCCCCUAAGCAGCACGCUGGAACUCCUUCGCCCAAGAUUCAGUAUUACGUUCCGAAGGAGAAGAACGUUCAGGUGUACUACCAGCAACAGCAACAGCAGCAGCAGCAGCAACAGCAGCAGCAACUGAAGGAACAGCAAACGAUCGAGCAACACUCGCCCCAGCAUCCGAUGAAGAUUGUCGAGGCGCCACAGCUGCAACACGAGAAACCACAGAAGACCGUUCAAUCGCUGCAUCGUCCACGACCGGCUGACCAGCAGCAGCAGCAUCGAUAUGCGCCACGUGAAAAGCAACAAGAUCCGAGUCCGAUCUCGAGCGAUCCGCACGCUCCUUCCCGUUCGGCCAUCUUUGUGUCGCAAUCGACGGGAGUGAAUCAGGCCACGGCUGCCGCUACACCAGCCCCGGCAGCACACUACGGUGAUAAGCAACUGAAGGUGCCGCCAAAGAUUGAUCGUCCGCUGACGCAGGAGGAAUUCCAAGCGCUGGUUGAUGCCGGUUACUCCGUGGUGCCAGUUCCGGUACCCGUCCCCGUGCCAAUUUCUCAGUACCGGGCCCAACAGGCAGCCCUUGCCGAAGCUGGUCGUGGUGCGCCACAUCCGACGCCAUCGUCCGCUGGUCGACAGGUAGCGCAAGCCUCUCGCUAUCAUCUGCACCAGUUGGCCACGGCCGAGAAUAACCCUAACCAGGUCGUCACGUAUCUGCGCCCGCUCCAUCUCGAUCCAUUCUCGGCCGGUGUGCGUGGACCGCAUAAGGCUGCUCCCUAAGAGGAGCGAGCGCCGGUGGAGAGGAUGCUCUCUCUCGGUCUCGUGAUAAGGACGCACAGACUCGACGAAAGGAGACGGAUCGAACUGCGGUUGGAAAGGCACGCGAGGGUGACGAUCGAUCAAUCUCUAGCUCUAGCGAGUAGCGGAACCAAAUAGCGUAUAGUAUUGUUUAAUUUAUCGACGCGAGAUCCAAGUGAUGGCCGCAGUAGGACGAGAUGAAGGAGGGGAAGCCAUUACGAUGCGAGCAGUAUUCUGUACCAUAGCGGAUGGGACCUUCUAGCCCAAUUUUCCGGCAAAAAACACUAGGCUAGAACAAUUCUAAAACGUCUGUUCUUCAGUUUAACGCUCGGCAAAUUCGGCCGUUUAAGCGGAUGCUCUAGACUAUCUCCAUCUGAUCGUUAAUUUAUUCAGUAAGCAUUUUGCAUCUACCCCCUGUACGAAACGAAUGUCCCAGAAGUUUUUUUUAUUUUGUGCGAAGAAAUAAACACAAAUCAAUUUGUACUAUUUAAGAUUGGUUUUCGUACUUACUUUGCAGUGUGGCAUGAUAGAAAAGAAAGAACAAGAUCGAAAAAAUGGUUCUGUAAACAUGUAGAAAAAAUAAGUGGAUCAGAAUUAAAAAAGCUGAAGACGAAUUGAGAAGUGGUUUACCUUACAAGAAUUUGAGCCUAUGCUGUAAAGCCGCCUCCUAUUAAAUACCGAAAUAUAAAUACUCACGUAGCAACAACACAAUUUAAUAUAAACAUGCUCUACAUCCAUUAUAAUAAUGCGUGAGAACGCAUCUACGCACUUUUACAGUAACUGUUGUUUCAGUUAGCAAAAUGAAUUCAUAUAUCUUCUUAUAAAUAAAAACAAGUUCGUAUGUUUGUUUGUGCG